AUGGCUCAGAAAUGUCGUGACUUGCGCCUUGAACCAUCCGAUCGACUUGCACCUGCGCCACUUUCAGCGUUUUUACGGUUUCCUGUUGAAAAGAAUGCCGUUGUCCGCACUAAAUGCCAACAUUCUCGUUUCCUCUCAAAUGCUGCUGGAUGUGAUGUAUUUUUGAAACUGGAAAAUACGCAGAUUACCGGCAGCUUCAAAGAGCGAAGUGCAUGCAAUGCGUUGCUGUGCCUGUCUGAGGAGGAACGCAAGAAGGGGGUCUACGUUGGUUCUACAGGCAAUUUCGCACGAGCCGUCUCAUUUCAUGGUGAAAAACUCGGUGUUCCAGUGACUGUUGUUCUGCCACGAUUCAGCUCACUAUCAACAAUUGCGGCCUGUAAGAGCUAUAGAGCGAAUGUUGUAAUCGAGGGUAAAACUGAAGACGAUCCACUUGAAACUGCCUUCAAACUUGCACGGGAAUGUGGUGGAAAAUUUAUCAAUAGCCAUGACCACUUAGACGUAAUGGCAGGAGCGGGUACUGCAGCUCUUGAGAUACUACAAGACAUAAAAGACAUAGAUGCAAUACUCGUGCCAGUUGGUGGAGGAGGACUUUUAGCCGCCACUACAGUGGCUGUAAAAAAUAUCUCUCCCGACACAAAAGUGAUUGGCUUGGAGUCAGAAACAUGUCCCGCAACUCAAGUAAGACUUCGACCUGUUGAUAAUUCUCGACUACCGAACACGACGUAG
Messenger RNA from Haemonchus placei, 726 nucleotides. The record is from the annotation of a GenBank genome assembly. Lineage: Eukaryota; Metazoa; Nematoda; Chromadorea; Rhabditida; Trichostrongylidae.